CGAUCUAUGGCUACCUUGCACCGAAAGCAACUACGAUUCGGAGUCCAAUGAUGGCACUCGGUGUGGCGCCUGACAAUGCCGACGAAUUGGUCUACCUUCCAGACCUGAUGAUGACGGAAUAUCUUCCCCACCUGUUUGUGUCAAUCGCCCACCUCCCCAGCGUCGACACUUCAUCCCCCAAAUGUCUGAUUUUGCCCCCGUCCAUCUUCGUCGAUCCACCAGGAGUGUACCGCGCAUACUUCCAUACUGUGUUCUGUUCUGAUCAAGAGCUGUCCAAGAACUACCUUUACAACAGCAAGCUCCACGUAUCCUUCACCUAUAGCCAGACGUCUGGGGUCACCGUAACGUUUGACAGCGAGAGGGCGCUUCGUUCGAAGAUAUGCGAUACAAAGCCCAACGCCGUGUCGCUACCUUACCACAUCGCGGCGUAUGACAUUGACUACGACGCUUCGUGGUCCAGCGCAUGCGUCUUCCUGACUCUGCGUGGCCCGUACCAUCGGCUCAAGCUCCUGUGCAAGCUCGAACAAUUACUGCUUACAGGAUACACACUUGCAGACUGCCACACUCGAGACAUUCACAUGUCCUCCGAUAAUUGCGAUCCGUAAACAUUAUUACGCUUCCAACCUUCGUAGUGAAAAGUACGUCAGUAACGCGUAAAAAAGUACGCAUUUAAACGUCUGUAGAUUGUUCGUAAACCACGAUAUUGCGUUGUCAUUGCUUGUGAAGAACAUGCGUUGUUAAUCCUUAUGUUCGGAGAGUCCUUUAUACUGUGAAAUUGUUAAGCCACACGCACUUCCAAGCA
Molecule: messenger RNA, 802 nt
Organism: Rhipicephalus sanguineus (brown dog tick)
Lineage: Eukaryota; Metazoa; Arthropoda; Arachnida; Ixodida; Ixodidae
Exons: 4
Coding region: 48-605 (185 amino acids)
Source: RefSeq, a predicted model, not a curated record